UCUGCGUAUAUAAUCUGCAGAGAAAGAAAAGAGAAGAGAAGAGAAGAGAGAGAGAGGAACUCUGAAAAACAGAAGAGAUGGGUAUUUCCCGGGGGUUACGUUGUUCUCUCUCAUUCCUUCUAUUCCUCGCCUUCGCCUCCGUGGCUACUGCAGCCCUAAACGUCAGCACCAUUCCAUUCCACGAAGGUUACAGUCCUCUUUUUGGUGAUUUUAACAUCCACCAUUCACGGGAUGGCAAGAGCGUCAACCUCCACCUCGAUCGAUACACCGGCUCUGGUUUUAUUUCCUCAAAUCUCUACAAUUAUGGUUUCUUCAGUGCCAACAUUAAGCUUCCCUCUGAUUACACCGCCGGCGUUGUUGUUGCCUUCUACACGUCGAAUGCAGAUGUGUUCGAGAAGACACAUGAUGAGCUUGAUAUAGAAUUCUUAGGAAACAUACGUGGGAAAGCUUGGAGGUUUCAGACGAAUGUGUACGGGAACGGAAGCACCUUCAGAGGACGGGAGGAACGGUACUAUCUAUGGUUCGACCCCACCCAGGAUUACCACCGCUACAGUAUCCUCUGGACCAAACAGAACAUCAUCUUCUACGUUGACGAGGUUCCAAUUAGGGAGGUGGUGCGCAGCGAUGCUAUGGGGGGUGACUACCCGUCGAAGCCCAUGCAACUAUAUGCAACUAUAUGGGACGCAUCGACUUGGGCCACUUCCGGUGGGAAGUACAAGGUGAACUACAAGUAUGCACCUUUUGUUGCGGAGUUCAGAGACUUUGCCCUCCAAGGUUGCCCCGUUGACCCCAUCCAACAAGUUCCCAAUGUCGGUUGCUCCGAAAAGAUUGCUGAAUUGGAGAAAGCCGAUUAUGCCGUCAUAACCCCAGCACGACGAUCGGAGAUGAAGAAGUUCCAACAAAAGUACAUGUACUACUCUUAUUGCUAUGACACUCUCCGAUACCCGGUUCCCUUGCCGGAGUGUGUUAUCGACCCAUUGUUGAAGACAAGGUUCAAGAACACCGGCAGAGUGAAAUUUGGCGGUCACCACCAUCGUCAUCAUUCGAAGAAGAGCCGGCAUCCCUCAUCGGCGGGUUCGGACAACCAAGCCGAUAUGUAAUAUGAGUCAUGAUGUGUAAAUGGGAUGUUGUUUA
Telopea speciosissima is the source of this 1134-nucleotide messenger RNA. RefSeq names its product probable xyloglucan endotransglucosylase/hydrolase protein 30. Lineage: Eukaryota; Viridiplantae; Streptophyta; Magnoliopsida; Proteales; Proteaceae. The record is from RefSeq and is a predicted model, not a curated record. The transcript has 4 exons. Bases 78 to 1100 code for a protein of 340 amino acids. Gene Ontology annotation, cellular component: cell wall; apoplast. Gene Ontology annotation, molecular function: xyloglucan:xyloglucosyl transferase activity; hydrolase activity, hydrolyzing O-glycosyl compounds. Gene Ontology annotation, biological process: xyloglucan metabolic process; cell wall biogenesis.